Molecule: messenger RNA, 393 nt
Organism: Melampsora larici-populina 98AG31
Lineage: Eukaryota; Fungi; Basidiomycota; Pucciniomycetes; Pucciniales; Melampsoraceae
Exons: 4
Coding region: 1-393 (130 amino acids)
Source: RefSeq, a predicted model, not a curated record
AUGGUGGCUUUAAGACUUUUAAAAUUUACUUUUGUUCUUACUGCCUUCAGCUAUGUGGCAAUUGGAGGGCUCAGUGUCGAUAAGUUAAUCAAAGUGGAUUGUAUGGAAACUCACUUCGCAGAGUCAGAAAUAUUUUCUGAACCAGAAUUCCCUGGAGAAGAAGCUCUGGUAAGGCAAAGGGAAAAGUUAACUCACAGACCCUUCAAAAUCGGUGUCAUGGCUCCUGAAGUGUGCGCUGCCUCUUCAGAAAAGAAAAAGAUGAUCCAAGUGAAAAAGAAACAUCCAUUCAAGAGUCAUGAAUCAAAUAAAAAGGCAUCACACCCCGGGAGCCUUUUGAAGGAAGACAUUGUUUUCAAGAAAUCCACAUUGAAUCCUAACAUUGUUUUAAGCUAG